Talaromyces proteolyticus is the source of this 1536-nucleotide messenger RNA. RefSeq lists its product as uncharacterized. Gene Ontology annotation, molecular function: DNA-binding transcription factor activity, RNA polymerase II-specific; sequence-specific DNA binding; zinc ion binding. The record is from RefSeq and is a predicted model, not a curated record. The coding region runs from base 1 to 1536 and encodes 511 amino acids. The transcript has 2 exons. Gene Ontology annotation, cellular component: nucleus. Gene Ontology annotation, biological process: positive regulation of transcription by RNA polymerase II. NCBI's taxonomy places the organism in Eukaryota, Fungi, Ascomycota, Eurotiomycetes, Eurotiales, Trichocomaceae.
AUGGCUUCAAACAGAGAGUCACCCGAUAAACAAACCCAGGGAACUACCAAGAAAUUGCGCUCAGCUUGUGAUACCUGUCAUCAAACCAAAGUUCGAUGCUCGGGUGGAAAUCCUUGCCAGAUGUGUCAGCAUCUGGAAGCGGAAUGCAUUUAUAGCCCGUCCAGCAGAAAGGGGAGACCAAAGGGAACAAGACCACGGAAGUCACUUCAACAAGAAACCCUGUCUGGUGGUCAAGUUACCAGCGGUAAUUCCACGCCUGCAAACAAGCAUAGUGUACGAGCAAAACCCAGAAAACAAGAUAUAGCAGAUGCUUCGCACGGAAUUCUGUCUCCUGAUACAGAGUCAUAUCUCUUUGAAAAUGAUAUAGACGACCUCAUAUUUCCAGAUGGGAUUCAGGAGAUGCUUUCUUCGGCAACUAGCACUUCAUACUCCAGAUCAAUCGGUUCGCAUAUGAAUGAUGGUUUUAAUUCUCCACUCCAAGAAAAUUUGCCGUACGAUAUGGCUUCGUUCUUCGACACGGCUUCGUUACAAUCGUCGGAAACUUGGUGUCAACCCUAUCCUACUCACACGAUUGAUCCUCAUGGAUCAUUCCCCAACCAGUACUCAGAUAACCUUGGUAACUGGAACAAUAUUGGAGCUGUGGCUUCAUUCCCUCAACGACGAGUGUCACUUGUUAACUCAAUUCCUGAAAAUCACCUCGGUACAUUUGGCUCCCAUGGACCUUAUGCAACGGCGAUAUCGACAAUCAACGCUAGUAAUAUGCCGGUGGAAGGGGGUAUUAAUAGCGCUAAAGUUGACGAUGGUCAGGACUGUUUACAACGUCAUACAGCCUGCUUUUUCCAUCAAUUAGGCCAGGUGCGUUCGAUUACAACCCCACGAAUCGAUGUACUUUUGAUUUGUGCACGAGAAAUAAGUACCGCAAGCUUCUCGCUUCUCAGAUGUGCCAAGUGCCAGAACAAAGACAUUCAAGAAGUCUUUAUUAUAAUCAUCGCAGUUCUUAGGCUGUUCGUGCGAAAACUGCAAUUUUCAGAUGAAAAGUCAUCUUCACCGUCAAUAGAAGGUAGUAGUAAUGAGAGCAGCAACCCCGGUACGGAACAAAUGAUGAUAGAUGACGAUAUCGAUCAUAUAGAGCCUGUCGCAAUAAACACUCCGGAAUCUCUGGGACAUUCGUCCUUUCAAUCGCCGUCACGUCAGUUGAUAUCGUCAAUGACAAUGCAAUCAGAUUCCAUUCCUAUAAGUUUGGGUGAUUACCCAACCACAAAAUCCGAGCAAAUGCUAAUCACCGAUGUCCUCCGAAAGCGAAUGCUGCAACGUCUCGGCGAAGUUAUAACUGCGCUGAAGAGGCGAAUUCAAAUUUCUCCUUCGGCUUCUCCAAGUUCUUUUAAGGGGACAAUGCACAAAGACAUAAAUACUCAGAAUAUUUGUACCGACGGUGACAGUGGAAAUAGAAUUGAUGGUGGAGGGUUUGGCGAUCUAGCCCACUUUUUGGGCAUCUUGCAAAGUUUAGAGACAGUAGUUCAUAGGCUAGCUGGAUGA